Molecule: messenger RNA, 598 nt
Organism: Porites evermanni
Lineage: Eukaryota; Metazoa; Cnidaria; Anthozoa; Scleractinia; Poritidae
Source: the annotation of a GenBank genome assembly
CUGGCAGGUGUCUCCUCUCCAACAAGUCAUCCCACAGUAGUAGCGGUCAAAGAGGGCGCGGUUCGUCUCGCCUCCUCUCCUGUAAAAGGUCGAAAGGAACCUCUCGAGGCAGAGCAUCUCAGAAGAUUAGCGGAAAAAACUGAUACCAAUGAUCUUUUGCAGCCCCGCAAUCUAGUAAUGUUUUUUUUAGCCCUUUCGGGCUUUCUUAGAUUUUUGGAGUUGUCGCUUAUACGCCCAAAAGACAUUGUUUGGCGAACGAUUUAUUUCCGUUUUUAUUUAAAAGAGUAAGGCUGAUCAGCUGAGGGAAGGGCAGUCAGUUGUAAUCGCCGAGUCGCGCUCCAGUACGUGUCCUGUUGCCUUGUUAAUAUUAUAUUUUAUGUCAGCUCAGCUUUUGUUCGAUUCAGACCAGUACCUGUUUAGACCUAUAUCUGCCUCCCGUAAUUGCAAACGUGUAGUCUCCGUUUACAAGGCCAUUAGCUAUUCAACCUACAAGGAGUCGUUCAAGACGUCUUUUCAAGGCAUCGUAGCGGGCAUUUCUAAGUUCAGUACUCACUCUGCCACUUCAGCAGCAAACUCUGUUAUUUCCGAGAGAAAUCUC